Trifolium pratense (red clover) is the source of this 2722-nucleotide messenger RNA. RefSeq names its product protein MEI2-like 4. The transcript is spliced from 13 exons. Gene Ontology annotation, molecular function: RNA binding. Bases 254 to 2368 code for a protein of 704 amino acids. Lineage: Eukaryota; Viridiplantae; Streptophyta; Magnoliopsida; Fabales; Fabaceae. The record is from RefSeq and is a predicted model, not a curated record.
AAACCGCGUUGACACCGUUAUAAACAACAAAACUGAAAAAACUACCAACUACUCACUCACUCGCAUUGUUCCGGCAACGGCAACACCUUAAAGAAGUUGAUUAAGAGGUUAACGCGUAAUGCAAGUGUUCAUCUUGAGGAAGCAAAACUACUGAAUUUACUACUCUACCCUUCUAUGCUGUGAUCAAGAAUAUAUAUAACAAGUUUCAAAAUUUUGUUUUUGGUUAUAAUAUCUGCAAAUUCUGAGAUUUAUCAUGCCUUGUAAAGAUUUCAAUAAUUUUUCUUCUUCAUCGAUGUUUUCCUCGGACUAUAUUUCUCCGUCUAUUGAGAGCGAAACUGGAUGUUGGAAAUUCGGUAAAAGUUCCAAAGACCAUGAUUCUGAUCAAGGAACAAAACCUAUUCAAGCAGUAUCCAAUUUUUCAUAUGGUAGUGAAGUUAAUAAUAUAAUGGUGGCUCCGCGUGAAAGUAGCCACUUCUCAACUUCUCUGCCAGAUUUGUUUAGCAGAAAAUUGCGAUUAUCUGGAAAUAAUGCUUUAUACGGACAUUCAGUAAAUACAAAUGUAUCGCAUUAUGAGGAAGAGGAGCUUGUUGACUCUUUUGAAGAACUCGGGGCUCAAAUCAUUCGAAACCUACUUCCGGACGAGGAUAAUUUGCUUUCUGGAGUGACUAACUGGAACGGUGAUGACAUGGAUGAACUAGACUUUUUCAGCAAUGUUGGAGGUAUGGAACUUGAAGAUGUUGAUAAUUCAUUCCCUGGAGAAAAGAAUUCCAAAAUCAUCGGUCGAGCUCAGCACAAUCAACUAGGACUGUGUAAUACCUCGAUCGCUGGAGAAAACCCUUUUGGUGAACAUUCUUCUAGAACAUUACUUGUGAGAAAUAUUGAUAGUGAUGUUAAUGAUACUGUGCUUAAAGCACUUUUUGAGGAAUUUGGAGAUAUUCACACUUUUUAUAGAGCUUGCAAACAUCAAGGAUUUGCUAUGAUAUCAUAUUAUGAUAUCAGUGCUUCUCAGAAUGCAAAGAGAGCACUCCAUAAUACACUCUUCGGUCGCAAGAAAUUUGAAAUUCAUUAUUCGAUUCCAAAGAUUCAUCCCGAAUUCAAACAAGAAUGCAACCUCUGUCUUCAUCAGAAGAGUCCUCUAACAACCAGCUUCCAAGGCUUGCAUGGUUUCUCUUCAAGUGUUCCGAACACGUUACCGUCUGCAAUCAAAGUUAAAUCAGUUGGAAACCAAUGUGAAUUUACUGAAUCUAGUUCACUAGGGCAGUGGAAUUUGGAUACUCAAGCUGCAUUAGCUUUUCAUCCUCAUUCCCUACCGGAACGUAGUCAUGGUUUUACUAAUGAUUUUCCUCUCAAUCCUCUUGAGGUGGCUGGAAACAUUAAUUUCAAAACACAAGAAAGAAUCGAUAACAUGCAUUUUUGUCAAGUAAAGUCCAAUGGACCCUUUAUGGAUUUUGAUGAAUGUGUUUCAAAAUCCACUGGUAAUGUGAGCUCAAGCUUCCCUCUUUCUGGCCAUCAUGAAAUAUGGAGUAACUCCUAUCCGCCUCCUCGAACAAUGUGGCCAAACUCACCAUUCAAUGGAAUUAGUGCAGCACCUACUCUGCAAGGAUUUAACCAACUUCCUAUGUCACCAUCACAUAACCAUCAUGUGCAAUCACCUCCUCUUUGGGACAGAAGAUAUACAUAUGUAGGGGAAUCCGUAACACCGCACCGUGUUGACUUUGUUCCUCAUAACACGCCCCCUCAUUUUGGACACAACUUCCAUAACCAAAGGGGCGUGAUGUUUCCUGGUAGAAACCAUAUGGUUAACAACUCAUUUGAUGCACGCAUAAGAAGCCGCAGAAAUGUAGGCACAUCGAACGUGCCUGACUUGAAACGGUAUGAACUUGACAUUGACUGCAUAAUGAGGGGCGAAGAUCAGCGAACCACACUUAUGAUAAAGAACAUUCCUAACAAGUAUACUUCCAAGAAGCUGCAGGAUACAAUCAACGAACGCCAUAAAGGAACUUAUGAUUUUUUGUAUCUACCAAUUGAUUUCAAAAACAACUGCAAUGUUGGAUAUGCAUUCAUCAACAUGACUAGUCCUAGCUCGAUUGUACCGCUCUAUGAGGUGUUCAAUGGAAAAAAAUGGGAGCUUUUCAACAGUGAGAAAGUGGCAGCACUCGCAUAUGCUCGCAUACAAGGGAAAGCCGCUCUUAUUGCGCACUUCCAACACUCAAGCUUGAUGAAUAUGGAUGAGGAUUGCAGGCCUAUCCUCAUCAACACUGACGGCCCUAAUGCCGGUGAACAGGUCCCUUUCCCAAUUGCCAUGAAACCUGGAAGAGUGAGAAGCAACAUUCAUGAGGAAGACGGUGUUUCAAAGGAAUCAGACUAAGCAAGCCACAUUUGUUUCUUUUUCCAUCUCAUUAGUUUUAGUGAAAUCACUAAUCACUAACUAUACACAAAUACUUCACUACAGCCAAGAAUUUUAUAUUUUUAUCUUCCAGCUUUUGUUUGUUAUCUGGAGUGCAAGUUCCCAACAUCGCUCCGGUUGGAAUUAGAGAAACUUAGUUUCGGAAUGAUAACAUAACCAAUCCUGCUCAACUAUCUGAUUUACCAUCUCAAUACGUAUUUGAAUUAAUUAGUUUAAUUACUAGUUGAGAUUUUAAAUUAUGGUCUGCAUCCGCAAUUGCGGCAGUAGUAUUGCUAAGGCGGUAUCACACCGCAAUUGCAGUGUGAUUUUAACAAA